AUGAGCUUCGUCGGCGGAGUGGGGCCAGCCACUUUAGCAGGCUCAGCAAGCAGCGGCAAUGGUGACAUAAAGCUUUAUACGAACAAGAAAGAGCAAGCGCUUUACGAAAGUUAUGCCGAUCUGUAUGCUAUUAUAAAAACAACUGAGAAGCUGGAGAGGGCAUUUGUCCGGGAUGCCAUCGACGCUGGGCGGUACGAGGAGGCCUGCGGAAAGCUCAUAGGCCAGUUCAAAGUGCUGUGGGCGUCUAUGAAGGAUACGGUCCCUAAUGUGGAGUCGUUCAUGUCGGACUACAACAUGCAGUGCCCCAUGGCCGCCACCCGGCUGCUGCACUCGGGGAUACCCGCCACCGUGGAGCACAGAACUAAGCCCAGUCUAACCAGCGAUCCCGAGGCGCUUGGUGUCGCUGAGACGGUGGAGCACUUCAUCACCGCCAUGGACUCCUUGAAACUUAACUUGGCAGCCGUGGACCAGAUCUGCCCCAUCCUGCUGAACUUGAUCAACAGCAUGGACAAAAUCAAGUCGCUGCCAGCUGACUUCGGGCCCCGCGCCAAGGUGAUGUCCUGGUACAAGAAGCUGUACCAGAAGCCCGCCAACUACGAACUGCCAGAGGACGAUGUACGGCAGCUCAUGUACGAACUAGAGGCGUCGUACAAUACCUUUCUUGCGACGUUGCGGAAGAAAUGA
This is a messenger RNA of Volvox carteri f. nagariensis, 684 nucleotides long. RefSeq lists its product as uncharacterized. Bases 1 to 684 code for a protein of 227 amino acids. The transcript has 5 exons. Gene Ontology annotation, biological process: protein transport to vacuole involved in ubiquitin-dependent protein catabolic process via the multivesicular body sorting pathway. The record is from RefSeq and is a predicted model, not a curated record. Gene Ontology annotation, molecular function: protein-containing complex binding. Gene Ontology annotation, cellular component: ESCRT I complex. Lineage: Eukaryota; Viridiplantae; Chlorophyta; Chlorophyceae; Chlamydomonadales; Volvocaceae.